ACAGUCUGUGUGGAAUAUCCUCGACUGACCAGAAUGCAGUGCGGUCUUAACACAGAAUCUGAUUGGAUGGUGAAAACUCGUUCCAGGAAGUGGUUCGUCGAAUUACAUUAGCCGACUGAAAAUCCUCUGCAUGACAGUCGGCACCUCAGACUCCAACAAGACAGUUCACUUCAUUCCGUUGUCAUGGCUGACAGAAGAGUUGUGGUCUUCCCCUCCUCAGCGGAGCUUGGUCCGGCGCUGGCCCAUCUGGUGACGUCCCGGGCCGAGAAGGCCAUCGCCUCUCGGGGCAGGUUCACCCUGGGCCUCUCUGGAGGAAGCCUCGUGUCCAUGCUGGGCAAAGAGCUGCUCGCCCUGCCAGACCUGGACUGCAGCAAGUGGCUGGCUGGCUUCUGUGACGAGCGACUGGUUCCUUUCGAUGAUCAUGAGAGCACCUACGGGCUGUACAAGAGUAAACUGUUUUCCAAGGUGAACCUCCCUGACAGCGGGAUCCUAACCAUCGACCCCUCUCUGCCUGUCAGCCAGUGCGCUGAGGAUUAUACCCGCAAGCUGAAGGAGGCCUUCCCGGAUGACGACUUCCCUGUGUUUGACUUGUUGCUGCUGGGUAUGGGGCCGGACGGACACACUUGUUCUCUCUUCCCAGACCACCCUCUCUUGGAGGAAACCAAGAAGAUUGUGGCCCCCAUCAGCGACUCUCCCAAACCACCACCGCAGCGCGUAACUAUGACUUUCCCAGUGGUGAACGCUGCCCGCUGUGUGGCUUUUGUGUCAACUGGGGGAAGCAAAGCGCCAAUUUUGAAGGAAGUGCUGGAGGGUAGAGAGGGUCCGGCGUUCCCAGCAGCCCGCGUCGUCCCAGCCAACGGCGAGCUGUUCUGGCUUGUUGACGACCCUGCAGCUGCCUCCCUGACCAUCCAGGUAGAGAGGCUGGGCUCAGGGGCCAAACUGUAGAGACUUUACGACGAAGGAUGAAGUGGAGGCUUGUAGUGCAAAUAAACUGAGAGUGAACUUGAGUGUGACAACUUUUAAAAAUUUGAGAUAACAUAUCUGAUGUGCUUUUAAUCACAUCCUAUAUAAGUAGGCGGAGCAUUUCUCCACGUCAUAGGACAUUUUGGGAGUUGGGGGCAUUUUCGUCACUGUGAAUUCGUCCUCUCACCAAGAGGGUCACUCACUGGUUUGAUCCCAGUCUCCUCUAUUCUGCAGGCUGAGUUGCAGAGUUUGUCCCUCGUCCUCAUAGAGAAAGUGCACAUAGAUGCAGUGUGUGGUUGUGGGUGAAUGGCAAACACAUACUGUAAAGUUGUAUAUAAAUGAUGUAUAAAUGUGUGCAUUUGCCUUUUUAUAACAUUUAUUUUCGCAAAAAAACAGUCCAUUAACCUGACAAAGGGACUCUAUUGGGAAACUGUAAAGAAACAGUUUGUUCUUCUCAUCAGCUCAGAGUUGAAUUCACAACACUUAAAACAAAUGGUUAAAAAAAUCUCAUUUAAAACGUCGGUGCAUCAUAAAACCACUUGCAACUUGUAUCUGUAUUCGCAGUCAAAUCCAAAUAAUAAAGUGUCAAACGUU
Messenger RNA from Platichthys flesus (European flounder), 1557 nucleotides. RefSeq names its product 6-phosphogluconolactonase (gene pgls). The transcript is spliced from 6 exons. The record is from RefSeq and is a predicted model, not a curated record. The coding region runs from base 184 to 945 and encodes 253 amino acids. Gene Ontology annotation, biological process: carbohydrate metabolic process; pentose-phosphate shunt. NCBI's taxonomy places the organism in Eukaryota, Metazoa, Chordata, Actinopteri, Pleuronectiformes, Pleuronectidae. Gene Ontology annotation, molecular function: 6-phosphogluconolactonase activity.